Jaculus jaculus (lesser Egyptian jerboa) is the source of this 945-nucleotide messenger RNA. It is a transcript of the gene Apcs, whose product is annotated as amyloid P component, serum. Bases 116 to 787 code for a protein of 223 amino acids. NCBI's taxonomy places the organism in Eukaryota, Metazoa, Chordata, Mammalia, Rodentia, Dipodidae. The record is from RefSeq and is a predicted model, not a curated record. The transcript has 2 exons. Gene Ontology annotation, biological process: innate immune response. Gene Ontology annotation, molecular function: complement component C1q complex binding.
AGGGCCUGGGAAAUCAGAACCUGAAUGCCUAAGGUCUUAGAAGCUUAGUGGGAAGCCACUGUGCUUUCUGCUCUCCUUGCCACCACUGCUAGUGUCACAUUCCCGGGCCAAGAGCAUGGACAAGCUGCUACUGUGGGUCUCUGUCCUCAUGGGCCUCCUUCCAGAAACCUUCACUCAGACAGACCUUGGUGGGAAGGUAUUUGUGUUCCCUAAAGAAUCUGGAAGCAGUCAUGUGAAGUUGAUCACUCAGCUGGAGACACCUCUGCAGAACUUUACAUUGUGUUUUUGGGCCUACAGUGACCUUUCCCGUGGCUACUGCCUUUUUUCCUACAACACCCGGGACAAGGACAAUGAGUUAGUAGUUUAUAAGGACAGACUUGGAGAGUACAGUCUGUACAUUGGACAGACAAAAGUCACAGCCAAAGUUAUUGAAGAGCCCCUUUCCCCAGUGCACUUCUGUACCAGCUGGGAGUCAUCCUCAGGCAUUGCUGAAUUUUGGGUCAAUGGGAAGCCUUUGGUGAAAAAGGGUCUUCGGCAGGGAUAUUCUGUGGAUGCUCACCCCAGCAUUGUCUUAGGACAGGAGCAGGAUACCUAUGGAGGCGGGUUUGAUAAAAGCCAGUCCUUUGUGGGAGAGAUCGGGGAUUUAUUCAUGUGGGAUUAUGUGCUGUCCCCAACAGAGAUUAUAUUUGCAUAUCAGGGUUCCCCUCUCAAUCCUAAUGUCUUGGACUGGAAAGACCUGAACUAUCAAGUAAAAGGCUAUGUGGUCAUUAAGCCCCGUGUGUGGUAGUAAGGUCUUACAAAGAAGGCUCCUGAAAAUGAAAUAAGCAAUGUCUAAGAAAUCUGCUCACAGUAAGUGAACACUAGGUCCUAUACUAUCACUCUUUCUUCUCUUUGAGCUUCCUAUUUACUUAUCUGCCUAAUAAAAAUGUUGUAUUUUGCCACUUG